Vicia faba (fava bean) is the source of this 636-nucleotide messenger RNA. Lineage: Eukaryota; Viridiplantae; Streptophyta; Magnoliopsida; Fabales; Fabaceae. The record is from the annotation of a GenBank genome assembly.
AUGGAAACAACACUCAUGUGCUUUCUUUAUUAUUUGUUCAUAAUAUUUUGUUACUACUUUGCCAAUUCUGUACGUGCUAUUGAAUCACCAAAGUAUACAGUAAUACAAUCAGAAUCAGAUUUUCAGAUCAGACUCUACAAUGAAUCCUCAUGGAUCUCUGCUCCAUCUUCCAGAACUAAUUCCUUCGAGAAGUCCACCAAAGCCGGAUUUCAGAGGUUGUACCAAUAUAUUCACGGAGCGAAUUUAAAUUCUUCCAAAUUUGCAAUCACUGCUCCAAUCUUAACAAGAAUUCCUUCAUCAAUAUCUUCUGAGGUUGGCUAUAGUGUAAGAAUGUAUUUAUCACCUCACUUUCAAGGGAAGCCUCCACAGCCUAAUCCCGAACUGAAGUUGCAACUUGAGAAAUGGAAAUCUCAAUGCAUAGCAGUUAGAAAAUUCAGUGGAUAUGCAAAGGAUGAUAACAUUAACAAAGAAAUUGAAGCUCUGGUUAGUAGUUUAAACAAGUGGCUAGAUAAAACUUCAGAAAUAGUACAUGAUGCAAGCUCGUAUACCGUUGCUCAAUACAAUGCUUCCUUUCGUAGUACUGAGCGGGUAAAUGAAGUGUGGAUAAAUGUGUCAGGAUUUAGAAGUGACUGCUGA